Hibiscus syriacus is the source of this 1428-nucleotide messenger RNA. RefSeq names its product bifunctional UDP-glucose 4-epimerase and UDP-xylose 4-epimerase 1. The transcript is spliced from 9 exons. Gene Ontology annotation, molecular function: UDP-glucose 4-epimerase activity; RNA binding. The record is from RefSeq and is a predicted model, not a curated record. The coding region runs from base 250 to 1302 and encodes 350 amino acids. Lineage: Eukaryota; Viridiplantae; Streptophyta; Magnoliopsida; Malvales; Malvaceae. Gene Ontology annotation, biological process: rRNA processing; galactose metabolic process. Gene Ontology annotation, cellular component: cytosol.
UUUCCUCAAACUUUGCCUCGCAUUCUUAUCCUUUUAAAUUCUCGUUUUCCGAAAAGAUAGUUUCUUGAUUUUCUCGAACACGUCUUCUGCAAAUACCCAAAUUGGAAAUACUUCCAAAUCUGUUUUUUUUUAUUAUUUCAUUGCCGUCAAUAAACAAGAAAUUCUUUAAAAACCCCAAGGUCUUCCUCUACUCGCAUUCCCUGAAUUAUACAAAUUAAUAUAUAAAAAAUAAACAGUUUAUAAUUACAAAUGGGUGCCUCGGAGAAAACCAUUCUUGUUACUGGAGGUGCUGGCUUCAUUGGAACCCACACAGUGGUGCAGCUUCUCCAUGAAGGGUUCAGGGUUUCAAUUAUUGACAAUCUUGAUAACUCUGCUAUUGAAGCUGUUGAUAGGGUUAAGGAAUUGGUGGGUCCUCAGCUCUCCCAGAAACUUGACUUCCACUUGGGUGAUCUGAGGAACAGGGAUGACUUGGAGAAGCUUUUCUCUAACACAAAGUUUGAUGCCGUCAUUCACUUUGCUGGCCUUAAGGCUGUCAGAGAGAGUGUCGAUAACCCGCGUCGCUAUUUCGAUAACAAUUUGAUUGGGACUAUCAAUCUUUAUGAGACCAUGGCCAAAUACAAUUGCAAAAAGAUGGUAUUCUCAUCCUCUGCAACUGUCUAUGGCCAACCUGAGAAAAUACCAUGUGUUGAAGAUUUUGAGUUGAAGGCCAUGAAUCCUUAUGGACGGACCAAGCUUUUCCUUGAAGAAAUUGCACGAGAUAUUCAGAAGGCUGAACCAGAUUGGUGUAUCAUUUUACUGCGCUACUUCAAUCCUGUUGGUGCUCAUGAGAGUGCUCAAAUUGGUGAAGAUCCUAAGGGCAUCCCAAAUAAUCUCAUGCCUUACAUACAGCAAGUGGCCGUCGGUAGAUUGCCUGAACUUAAUGUAUACGGUCACGAUUAUCCGACCAAGGACGGCAGUGCGAUCCGAGACUACAUCCAUGUUAUGGAUUUAGCUGAUGGCCAUAUUGCUGCACUUAGGAAGCUUUUUACCACAGAUAAAAUAGGUUGCGUUGCCUACAACUUGGGAACAGGCAGUGGUACAUCUGUGCUUGAAAUGGUUGCUGCUUUUGAAAAGGCUUCUGGAAAGAAAAUCCCCAUUAAACUAUGCCCGAGAAGACCCGGAGAUGCUACUGCAGUUUAUGCUUCCACUGAGAAAGCACGAAAUGAACUUGGUUGGGAGGCGAAAUACGGUGUAGAGGAGAUGUGUAGGGACCAAUGGAAGUGGGCAAGCAGCAAUCCAUGGGGAUACAAGUCUAAGCCUUGAAGCUUUCCCUCAACAUCACACCUCGUUUAAGCAUCCCCUUACGUUAGAUUUUCAAGUGUUAGAUAUGUGUACUAAUGUUGUUUCUAUUCAAGGUCAUUUAUAUCAAAUUUAAUAAUUCUUAUUUUG